This is a messenger RNA of Helobdella robusta, 3454 nucleotides long. RefSeq lists its product as hypothetical. Gene Ontology annotation, cellular component: COG complex. Lineage: Eukaryota; Metazoa; Annelida; Clitellata; Rhynchobdellida; Glossiphoniidae. The transcript has 22 exons. The coding region runs from base 1 to 2430 and encodes 809 amino acids. The record is from RefSeq and is a predicted model, not a curated record. Gene Ontology annotation, biological process: intra-Golgi vesicle-mediated transport.
AUGGAUAAUCCGGAAAAUUUCAUUCUUGAUCAGCUGACUAAAGAUGAUUCAUUCAAAGCAUUCACUGAGAAUGAAUUUGACGCAAAGUCCUAUGCCACUAAAAUCAUAGAAGGCCAAUUUGUAUCCCAGCAACUUGCCAAUUUAUCUGAAGGUAUAAAUCUCCUGAAUAAAGAAAUUCAUCGACAGGUGAGUGACCAUCAUGAAGACCUUCUCUCACAGGCCACUGGCAUUGAAGCAUUGGAAAGUGUUUUGCAGACGAUGCAGACGAGAAGCCACUCAUUGUUAUCUGCACUUGAAAGAAUAAGGUCAGUGGUGUUGGAUCCAUACUGUAAGAUAGUUGCCAGGACUCAACAACUAAAGAGGCUGCAAGAAACCUGUGGUAUGUUGAGACAAAUCGUUAGAGUCAUCUAUAUAAGCAAACGUCUGCAGGCUCAAUUGCAAGGCGGCAAUAAAGAAAUAACGAAAGCCGCUCAGUCCAUCAAUGAACUCGAUUAUGUAUCAACAAACGGCUACGACCUAUCGAACAUUGACGUCAUCGAGCCGGACAGGAAGUUGCUGAAACUAGCCAGGAAACAGGUCGAAGGUCAGUCGGUCAAGAUGCUAGAGCAAGGGAUGAUUUUGCAGAACCAGACGCAAGUCGCCACAGCCUUACAGAUAUUUUACAAUUUGAACACCUUGGAAACAACCAUAGAUAAGACAAUGUCCGAUAUUAUAAAUCGCGUUCGGGAUAAUUUAAAAAGUUCUUUGGACAUAAACAAUCUUGUUUAUCAGGGCGAUAGGAGAGGUGGGCCGGGCAAGGUGUCGGGGCUGUCGUCGGGCAACACGGCUGCCCUAAGAGCUGCCUUCUGGAUGAGUUUGGAAAAGCUGAUGGACGAACUCUACUCAUCUUACUCACAAGUUCUCCACUUACAAAAAGUUCUCUCUCGGAAGAGGGACCCAGUAACGCAUGCCCUGCUUCUCGAACAUUUGAAAUCUAACGUGGACUCCAACUACUCAAACUUACUGAAAAAUUUCUGGCUUCAAAUCACCAAACUUCUCUCAGAUGAGUUCAACAAAUCUGCGGAAAACAGCCCAUACCUAAAGCAGGCUCUAGAGGGCGAGUACCCCAAGCUUCUAAGGUUAUUCAAUGACCUUUGGAGACGCAUAAACUCGCUCGGCGGUCACGUGACCUUUGACUCCACGUUGAUUGGCGGGAGCGAAAUCCUUGAAAAUGGUGGUGUCGGUGAGAAUGGUAAAAUGGCCGAUGAAGAUUACGAUCCCGAGAAGGAGUUGAUAGACUGUGCGAAUCAGUUUGAGACGACCUACCUAUCCAAAUCACUGUCUAGACUCUUUGAUCCAAUUAACAUCGUCUUCUCGUCUAACUCUUCCAACAUUCCGAAUGAUAACGAUAUCGAGGGAAUCGUUAGAGCCAUAAGUAGUGAACUGGCAGUGUCUAGCUUCGACAGCAAGCUCUGCACGUCCAUUGCGAGAAACGUCGGCAAGACAAUCAUCCUCACUUGCUCCAAGUUCGAGCAGCUGAUAAUGAUUGGCGGCGAGGCCACUCAGGUCAUAGGGCCGCCAACAGAGCCCCAAAAGUACAACGCCAACAUUGCCAACUCUCUCUACAAGUUCUACCAGGCUUCUAAUAAGGUAUUUUCAAAUAUGCCCAGCCUACCUGCCCACGUGAUUCAACAUCUGAAUGAAGUACUACAGGGUGUGAACGACUUAAUAGUGAACACCUAUCAGCCAUUGCUAACUUCAGUUGGAAGUGCCAUUGAAGACAUUCUACUCACCAUGCAUAAUGAAGACUUUUCACAACCACUUCCAGCCGACAACGGUCAACAGCAGCAAGUAUCAUUGUACAUGAAGGAACUCCAGCUGUUCAUCUCAAGAGUUGCCGCUACCUACAUAUCACUCUAUCAAUGCGCUGACCUAAUAAUGCAAAGCUUGAACCAGACGGCCAGACGAUGUCUAGACUUGUUCGUGCGACACACCACCCUGAUCUGGUACUUGGGCGAGGGAGGUAAAAGGAGGCUGGCCAAUGAUUAUGCGCAGAUUGAAGUGGCCGUUGGACCUCUUUGUAACAAGAUGGCGGAUUUGGGCCGGUCCUACAGGCUGGUUAGGACUGUUAGGCCAAUGUUGUUUCAAGCCCCGGAAACGAUCGUCCAAUCCCCUUCGCUUGGUGAUAGCGUGCCAGUGAGUCUUGUCUUAAACAUGCUUUUCUCCAGAGGCCACCCCAACUUACGCCCCGCCUACCAAACUGCCGGCUGGAACUGCUCCAGAUACAGUAAAUGGUUGGAUGAUCAUCCGAACGAAAAAGACAGACUUCACUUUAUAAGGGGUAGUUUGGAGUCGUACGCCCUGUCAAUCACAAACAGGGGAGGAAAGGAGUUCGUGGCCAUCUACCCCUACAUGAUCGAGUUGCUACAGAAAGGUCUAACUUCAUUGUGAGAAUAUCACAAAUGAAUUGUUAACAUUACGUCAUGUUAUAUCAUUGUGCAGUUAGUUACCUUUAUUUAAUUGUACCAUCGUUUAAAUAUUUUUCUCGUUCUGUAGAUGGUUUAGAUUAAUUGUUAUUAGAUAUCUCAAUUAACGAAGUAAAAUUAUUCAUUUAUUUAUUUAUUUCAAAAAAUAUAUAUAUACAGGUACUGAAAUAAAAUAUACCCGGUAUUAGUUGAUGAUUUUAAUACUAUAUUCAUGUAUAUUCACAUACACACACACACACACAAUCGUAAAAUCGUAAUAUUGGUUGAUAUAAACACAGCUAUAAUAUAAUGCCAUACAAGUGUAUCCAUUAGCACUAUUAAUACACAUUUUAGUAACUAGCUCAGGGUAUAUAUAUAUAUAUAUACAUAUAUAUAUAUAUAUAUAUAAUUAUAAUUAUAUAUGGUUGCAUCAACCUACAUUAUCUCAUCUUUGUAUCGUUAAAACCGAAACGAGACGAAACAAGCGACUAAAAAUAAUCUCAAAUUCAUGGUAGACGCGCGUACGCAAAUUGUUAGGUAUAUAGACACAUGAAACAUGCACGCACAUACGAUGUGUACAACAUUCAGUAGUAAGUAUGGUAUUCGAGUCACCAUCUAGAAAUCAGUUGUAUGGUAUUCGAAUCACCGUCUAGAAAUCGUAAUCAUUUUUAUUUCCGAAAGCGAAAAGAGGAGCUCUCUCUUGUUUCUGCCGGUCAUCAUCGCUAUCUUCACUGACGCUCUCCUCGAUCGUCAUCGGCAGGUUGGUACUUGUUCUUUGGAUGCUUCUCGUUCUCUGGUUAGGAAUAGAUCUCUCCUUACUUGUCGGUCUGUUGGAUUCCGGAGAUGUCCUGUUUGGAAAGCGGAAGGGUUCGUGAUGGAAUAUGGAUGGAGAACUUUCGCUGCGUUUUCUGCGGAAGUCUGAUUUUGAUUUGGAGAUAUCCCUCUCCAUGAUUUCCAGCCUAUCCAGGUUGUGGUCCACUCGGAAACAGAUGAGGUUGACCAGGUCGUUG